AUGACCUUCAUAUUCUUGACUUAUCUCUCAAAAUUCGUGCUGGUGUCAAUGGUUUAUUACUUGAUUGUGUUCCCGUUCGUUUUGGGCAUUAAUACUGUGUUAUGGGGACCACUGGGGAUCACUGUCGCUGUCGUUCACUCGAUAUUGCAGGUCAACAUGUAUGCCACAGCCCUGACACGGCUUCACAGUUUCGAAUAUGCCACUUUGAUGUUUGAAAAGCUUGUCAAGAGCAGAUCAGAUCACGCAGCUCUAGUGAACCUCAUUUACUUGCCUGCUGUGCAGCCCAUGAGAGUGGAACCGAAACGACACUGGUCUAAAAGCAUACCGGUACUUCUGUUCAAAUUGGCUAUCCGUGCCAGCAACUUUUCAGUGCUGUUUGUGAUAUCGUUUGUACCCAUUGCAGGCGUAUUUAUCGUCCGGUUGUUGCGUUCUGGCGCAAUUGGCUACCAGUAUUCUGUUCCAUUUCUAGCGAUGCAAAAGCCAUUGCAAUUGAACCAAGGGGAUGUAUUUUAUCGUGAAUUUGGCAGAUACGCUGCUUUUGGAAUUGUUAGUGGCUUUUUAGAAUGUAUGCCACUUUUGUCUGGCUUGAUCAUUGCCUCUAAUUACAUCGGUCGUGGUUUCUGGCUGCUCGACGAAAGCCGGUCAAACCACAUCAGUUAG
Molecule: messenger RNA, 660 nt
Organism: Lachancea meyersii CBS 8951
Lineage: Eukaryota; Fungi; Ascomycota; Saccharomycetes; Saccharomycetales; Saccharomycetaceae
Source: the annotation of a GenBank genome assembly